Podarcis muralis (Common wall lizard) is the source of this 705-nucleotide messenger RNA. NCBI's taxonomy places the organism in Eukaryota, Metazoa, Chordata, Lepidosauria, Squamata, Lacertidae. The record is from RefSeq and is a predicted model, not a curated record.
AUGGUCCUGGAAGACAGCACGGCCACCACUCAAAGCUCUAGGUCAGAGCAGCCUACUUGUGUCAUUUGGGGAUGUCGGCUAGAUGGUAAGAACCCGAACUACACAUUUGAUAUUCCAGAAGAGGAGGCAUAUGAGCAGCAGCUGUCCCUGAGGACAGUCUGCCUAGGGGAAAAUGCAAGGGAUGAACUCAAUAUGGUGGAGAUCUUGCCCCCCAAAGAUAGCAAGCCAUCUACUGCAGUGCACAUAGCAACCUUGAAACUUUCUGUGCUUCCAAUGGUUUCCUUAAUGGGACUUGACCUGGCUCUUCCUGUCACAUUCAGGCUAAAAUCAGGCUCUGGGCCAGUCUACCUUGCCGGACAAUAUUUAUCAGUUGGUCCCCCUUUGGACGAGGAUGAAGAUCAGGAAGAGUCCUCUAAUGAAGAAGAGGAGAUGGAGGCUUCUUCCAAGGAAAACCUGUCAACAAAGACAGAUGAGAUGGAGGCUUCUCCUGUAAAACCUGUCAAAGCCCAAUCUAGCAAGCAGGCAAGCACAUCGAAGGAAGAGCCACCACAGCCUGUUCAGGAGGACUCUCUGGGGAGAAGAGGAAGCAGAGGGGGGAAGGCUGCAAACAAGGGACAACUGCGAUUAUAAGUUCUGAUGGAAGGAACCGAAAGAAGUGCUGGGUCUAUUUAGCAGAGCUCAGAAGAAAUAAAAUGUGCAUAAUGU